CGCCUGCCCUCACUGCGGCGCUCGGGCGCACAGUGUGGGGGCGCACGCCGGGAGGCUCGGCGAGACCCGGAGGCAGGAAACCGCACAACUGCUCUUCUGCCUCGGCUCUUUGUUGUUCGCUUUGGAUGGUGCUUGGAAGUGGCCGAGCCUCCUCGGAAACCCUGGAGCCAGAGGCGGCAAACCUUGGAAUUCUUAGUCUGCAAAGGGCUCUGAGGUAUUGACAAGCGUCCGGAAAGGUCGACAAGUAAUUGCCCUGAAAACUCUCGGCGGAUUGACCCACGUUGCUUAUAUUAAGCCUUUGUGUGUAGUGUGUGUGGUGUGUGGCUUCAUAAAUUUGGGGACCCCAUUUCUACUCCCUCCUCUUGGCAUGAGACUGUAUGCAGGAUCCACCCGAGGACAAUGAUCGCGGAGCCUGCUCACUUUUACCUCUUUGGAUUAAUAUGUCUCUGUUCAGGCUCCCGUCUUCGUCAGGAAGAUUUUCCACCUCGCAUUGUUGAACACCCUUCCGACCUAAUUGUGUCAAAAGGAGAACCUGCCACUUUGAACUGUAAAGCCGAAGGCCGCCCCACACCCACUAUCGAAUGGUACAAAGGGGGGGAGAGAGUGGAGACAGACAAAGAUGACCCUCGCUCACACCGAAUGUUGCUGCCAAGUGGAUCUUUAUUUUUCUUACGUAUAGUACAUGGACGAAAAAGUAGGCCUGAUGAAGGGGUCUACGUCUGUGUAGCAAGGAAUUACCUCGGAGAGGCCGUGAGCCAUAACGCAUCGCUGGAGGUGGCGAUCCUACGGGAUGACUUCAGACAAAAUCCUUCUGAUGUCAUGGUGGCCGUGGGGGAGCCUGCUGUGAUGGAAUGCCAACCUCCACGAGGCCAUCCCGAACCCACCAUUUCCUGGAAGAAAGAUGGCUCUCCACUGGAUGACAAAGAUGAAAGAAUAACUAUACGAGGCGGAAAGCUCAUGAUUACUUACACCCGCAAAAGUGAUGCUGGCAAAUAUGUUUGUGUUGGUACCAACAUGGUUGGGGAACGUGAGAGUGAAGUAGCGGAGCUAACUGUUUUGGAGAGACCAUCGUUUGUGAAGAGACCUAGCAACUUGGCUGUGACUGUGGACGACAGUGCAGAAUUCAAAUGUGAGGCCCGAGGCGACCCUGUGCCUACGGUACGAUGGAGAAAAGACGAUGGGGAACUGCCCAAAUCCAGAUAUGAAAUCAGAGAUGAUCAUACCCUGAAGAUUCGGAAAGUGAUGGCUGGUGACAUGGGGUCAUACACUUGUGUGGCAGAAAAUAUGGUUGGAAAGGCUGAAGCAUCAGCUACUCUGACUGUCCAAGUUGGGUCUGAACCUCCACACUUUGUUGUGAAACCCCGUGACCAGGUUGUUGCCUUGGGACGAACUGUAACGUUCCAGUGUGAAGCAACCGGAAAUCCUCAACCAGCUAUUUUUUGGAGAAGAGAGGGGAGUCAGAAUCUGCUUUUCUCAUAUCAGCCACCUCAGUCAACCAGCCGCUUUUCGGUCUCCCAGACUGGUGAUCUCACUAUCACUAACGUCCAACGAUCUGAUGUCGGUUAUUAUAUCUGCCAGACUUUAAAUGUUGCCGGAAGUAUCAUCACAAAAGCAUAUUUGGAAGUUACUGAUGUGAUUGCAGACCGGCCUCCCCCCAUCAUUCGGCAAGGUCCUGGGAAUCAGACUGUGGCAGUGGAUGGUACUGUAGUGCUCAGCUGUGUGGCCACAGGCAGUCCGGUGCCCACGAUUCUGUGGAGAAAGGAUGGAGUCCUUGUGUCAACCCAAGAUUCUCGAAUCAAGCAGCUGGAGACGGGAGUGCUACAGAUCCGAUACGCUAAGCUGGGUGACACAGGUCGGUACACCUGCAUUGCAUCGACCCCCAGUGGUGAAGCAACAUGGAGUGCUUACAUUGAAGUCCAAGAAUUUGGAGUUCCAGUUCAGCCUCCGAGACCCACUGACCCAAAUUUAAUCCCUAGUGCCCCCUCAAAACCCGAAGUUACAGAUGUCAGCAGAAACACAGUAACAUUGUCAUGGCAACCAAAUUUGAAUUCGGGUGCAACUCCAACAUCUUAUAUUAUAGAAGCCUUCAGCCAUGCAUCUGGUAGCAGUUGGCAGACCGUAGCCGAGAACGUGAAAACAGAAACAUUUGCCAUUAAAGGACUCAAACCUAAUGCAAUUUACCUUUUCCUUGUGAGGGCAGCAAAUGCGUAUGGAAUUAGUGAUCCGAGCCAGAUAUCAGACCCAGUGAAAACGCAAGAUGUUCCCCCAACGAGUCAGGGAGUAGAUCACAAGCAGGUCCAGAGAGAGCUGGGAAAUGUUGUACUGCACCUCCACAACCCUACCAUCCUUUCUUCCUCUUCAAUCGAAGUGCACUGGACAGUGGACCAACAGUCUCAGUAUAUUCAAGGAUAUAAAAUUCUUUAUCGGCCAUCUGGAGCCAACCAUGGUGAAUCAGAGUGGUUAGUUUUUGAAGUGAGGACCCCAGCCAAAAAUAGCGUGGUUAUCCCUGAUCUCAGAAAGGGGGUCAACUAUGAAAUUAAGGCUCGUCCUUUUUUUAAUGAAUUUCAAGGAGCAGAUAGUGAAAUUAAAUUUGCCAAAACCUUAGAAGAAGCACCCAGUGCCCCACCCCAAAGUGUAACUGUAUCAAAGAAUGAUGGAAAUGGAACUGCAAUUCUUGUUAGUUGGCAGCCGCCUCCAGAAGACACUCAGAAUGGAAUGGUCCAAGAGUAUAAGGUUUGGUGUCUGGGCAAUGAAACUCGCUAUCAUAUAAACAAGACGGUGGAUGGCUCCACCUUUUCUGUGGUCAUUCCUUCUCUGGUUCCUGGGAUCCGAUACAGUGUAGAGGUGGCCGCCAGCACUGGGGCCGGGGCUGGGGUGAAGAGUGAACCACAGUUCAUCCAGUUAGAUUCUCACGGAAACCCCGUGUCACCUGAAGACCAAGUCAGCCUUGCUCAGCAGAUCUCCGACGUUGUGAAGCAGCCAGCAUUCAUUGCAGGAAUCGGGGCGUCCUGUUGGAUCAUCCUCAUGGUCUUUAGCAUCUGGCUGUAUCGACACCGGAAAAAGAGAAAUGGACUGACCAGUACUUAUGCGGGUAUCAGAAAAGUAACUUAUCAGAGAGGAGGUGAAGCUGUGAGCAGUGGAGGGAGGCCAGGACUUCUGAACAUCAGCGAACCUGCCACGCAGCCAUGGCUGGCAGACACGUGGCCCAAUACUGGCAACAAUCACAAUGACUGCUCCAUCAAUUGCUGCACGGCAGGCAAUGGAAACAGUGAUGGCAACCUGACCACCUACAGUCGCCCAGCUGAUUGUAUAGCCAAUUAUAACAACCAACUGGAUAACAAACAAACAAAUCUGAUGCUCCCUGAGUCAACUGUUUAUGGUGAUGUGGACCUUAGUAACAAAAUCAAUGAGAUGAAAACCUUCAAUAGCCCAAAUCUGAAGGAUGGGCGUUUUGUCAAUCCAUCAGGGCAGCCCACUCCUUACGCCACCACCCAGCUCAUCCAGUCAAACCUCAGCAACAACAUGAACAAUGGCAGUGGGGACUCCAGCGAGAAGCACUGGAAACCGCCUGCACAGCAGAAACAGGAAGUGGCCCCCAUUCAGUAUAACAUCAUGGAGCAAAACAAACUGAACAAAGAUUAUCGAGCAAAUGACACAAUUCCUCCAACUAUCCCAUACAACCAAUCAUACGACCAGAAUACAGGAGGAUCCUACAACAGCUCGGACCGGGGCAGUAGUACAUCUGGUAAGUAUGGGAACCAAAGAGAAAGUCAGUCUCUCCUUUACUAUGACCAAGAAAUGCCGUGUCCCGUGCCACCAGCAAGGAUGUAUUUGCAACAGGAUGAACUAGAAGAGGAGGAAGAUGAGCGAGGCCCCACUCCCCCUGUGCGGGGAGCAGCUUCUUCUCCAGCUGCGGUGUCUUAUAGCCAUCAGUCCACUGCCACUCUGACCCCCUCCCCACAAGAAGAACUCCAGCCCAUGUUGCAGGACUGCCCGGAGGAGACUGGCCACAUGCAGCACCAACCCGAUAGGAGACGGCAGCCGGUGAGCCCCCCUCCACCACCACGACCGAUUUCCCCACCACAUACCUACGGAUACAUUUCAGGACCUCUUGUCUCAGAUAUGGAUACAGAUGCGCCAGAAGAGGAAGAAGAUGAAGCGGACAUGGAAGUCGCCAAGAUGCAGACCAGACGGCUUUUGUUACGUGGCCUUGAGCAGACCCCUGCCUCCAGUGUGGGGGACCUUGAGAGCUCUGUCACUGGGUCCAUGAUCAAUGGCUGGGGCUCAGCCUCAGAGGAGGACAACAUUUCCAGUGGACGUUCCAGUGUGAGUUCUUCUGAUGGCUCCUUCUUCACCGAUGCUGAUUUUGCCCAGGCGGUGGCAGCAGCUGCGGAGUAUGCUGGUCUGAAAGUCGCACGUCGUCAAAUGCAGGAUGCUUCUGGCCGCCGCCAUUUUCAUGCGUCCCAGUGCCCUCGACCCACAAGUCCUGUUUCUACAGACAGCAACAUGAGUGCUGCUCAAAUACAGAAGGCCAGACCAGCCAAGAAGCAAAAACACCAGCCAGGACAUCUGCGCAGAGAAGCCUACACAGAUGAUCUUCCACCUCCUCCCGUGCCACCACCUGCUAUAAAGUCACCCACUGUCCAGUCCAAGGCACAGCUGGAGGUGCGACCUGUAAUCGUGCCAAAACUCCCUUCUAUAGAAGCAAGAACAGACAGAUCAUCAGAUAGAAAAGUAGGCAGUUACAAGGGGAGAGAAGUAUUGGAUGGAAGACAAGUUGCUGAUAUGAGAACCAAUCUGGGUGAUACCAGAGAAGCACAGGAACAGCAAAAUGAUGGCAAAGGACGAGGAAAUAAGGCAGCAAAACGAGACCUUCCACCAGCAAAGACUCACCUCAUCCAAGAGGAUAUUCUACCUUACUGUAGACCUACUUUUCCUACAUCCAAUAAUCCCAGAGAUCCUAGUUCUUCAAGCUCAAUGUCAUCAAGAGGAUCAGGAAGCAGACAAAGAGAACAAGCAAAUGUAGGUCGAAGAAAUAUUGCAGAAAUGCAAGUUCUUGGAGGAUAUGAAAGGGGAGAAGAUAAUAAUGAAGAAUUAGAGGAAACUGAAAGCUGAAAACAACCAGAGAGGCUUGUGAGAUCUAAUGUGAAAAUUAUCACUCAAGAUGCCUCAUGUCUGAUGACACAUGACGCCAGAUAAAAUGUUCAGUGCAAUCAGAGUGUAAAAAUUGUCAUUUUUAUUCCUCCUAUUGGAAUACCAUUUUAAAAAAUUUUAUUGGAGUUUUCGAUUGUGUUGUUUGAUCUUUAUCCUGAAUGAAGAACUUCCCUAUUCCCCUCGCUGUUGGAACAAACCAUUACACCUUACUUCCAGCAAGGGAAAUAUUUGACUUCUUGCUUCAGUCAUCAGCCAGCAAGAGAGAAUGACACAGUUCUUUUGCAUUUUGCCCCUGAGAUAUGGCAUUGCACUGCUUAUAUACCAAGCCAAUUUUUAGCAAAGUAUUGAUCAGAGAUACAAAAUUGAUUAAUCAACCUCAUGCCAAGGGCUGUCAAGAUAAAAUCUUUCUAUAACCAACUGCUAAAUGCAAAUUAAAACAUACUUCAUUUUAACAUGAUUUUUCAAAUCAGUCUUUCAUACCACCCUCUGCUGGGAGAAAAUAAAAUAUAACAAAUGCAGAACAACCACAAAUCAAUUUGAAUGGGGUAGAAACAUUGUAAAUAUAUGCUCUUUGCAACCCCUGGUGGUACUUUAUUUUGUCUUCAUUUCAAUCGUUGAAGUAUAUUCUUCUUGGAAAUAUACUUUUGGAUAAGUAGGGGUAAGCCAGUUGGAUCUCUGGUUGUCUAGUCAUUGUCAUAAGUAAGCCUAGCAAAAAACCUUGUUCUAUUUUUCAAUCAAAUGCAAUUAUAAAUGCAUAUUACAAAAAAUGGAUGUUUUUAAUGACCAAUUGAAUAAGGACAUCCCUAUCUUAACUGGCCUAAAUUUCUUCUGGUAGUGUCAGUUCAACUUUCAGAAGUGCCACUUAAGGAAGUUUGAUUUUUGUUUUUGUAAUGCACUGUUUUUAAUCUUUUUUUUUUUUUUGGUUUUAAAAGCACAAUCACUAAACUUUAUUUGUAAACCAUUGUAACUAUUAACCUUUUUUGUCUUAUUGAAAAAAAAAUGUUGAGAAGCGUUUUUAACCUGUUUUGUUCAUGCUCUAUGUUUGUAUUUGGAAUAUUUGAAUGAUGACAGAUGGUGAAGUAACGUGCGUUCUUUAUUGUGGGCCAUGAACAAUGGUUCUUACUUUUCCUGGACUUAAAGAAAAAAGGGUUUAAGUUUGUUGUGGCCAAUGUUGAAACUUAUAAGAUUUUCUUAUAAGUUCAAAGAGAGGCAUUACUUGCUUUGAAUUGCCAAAUGAUGCCCUCUGACUGUAGAUUUUUAUCCUUUUUUGUUGUUAUAUGAAUUUCAUUGACUUGAUAAUUGGUGCUAUUUGAGGAAAAAAAUAUAUACAUUUAUUCAUACACAGGUAUCAGGCCUGACCCCACUGGAAAACAAAGCCAAACAAAACUGAACCACAAAAAAAAAGCUGGUGUUCACCAAAAACUAAAUGUGUUCACUUAGAUAAUUUGAAAGUUACAUAGAAAGGGUGUGCAGUACUAAGGGAACAAUCCAUGUGAUUAAUGUUUUCAUUAUGUUCAUGUAAGAAACCUCUUAUUUUUAGCCAUAAUUUUGCAUACUGAAAACCAAUAAUCAGAAAAGUAAUUUUGUCACAUUAUUUAUUAAAAAUGUUCUCAAAUACA
Messenger RNA from Leptonychotes weddellii (Weddell seal), 6773 nucleotides. The record is from RefSeq and is a predicted model, not a curated record. NCBI's taxonomy places the organism in Eukaryota, Metazoa, Chordata, Mammalia, Carnivora, Phocidae.